Molecule: messenger RNA, 1497 nt
Organism: Branchiostoma belcheri (Belcher's lancelet)
Lineage: Eukaryota; Metazoa; Chordata; Leptocardii; Amphioxiformes; Branchiostomatidae
Product: lipopolysaccharide-induced tumor necrosis factor-alpha factor homolog
Exons: 5
Coding region: 199-771 (190 amino acids)
Molecular function (GO): zinc ion binding
Source: RefSeq, a predicted model, not a curated record
UGCAUAUUUAAUGAGGUGUCAGUCUACGAUGUCGACAAGUCGUCCACUGUAAACACUUCUUUCCGUGUAUAUUUUACCUCCUGGGCCAACAGCCUUCAAUUCAACGGAUUCAAAACAGGUUCAGGGACCACCCAGAGGUGUAGACAAUCCUUGCUUUGGCGCAGUAGUGGCACAGUUAGCAGUACAUCUUUUUCAGUCAUGGACACUAAACAGGACGCCCCACCCGCCUAUCCAGCACAGCAGCCACCUCCUGUUCAACAGGGGCAACCUGGCGCUUACCCCGCCCAGCAACCAGGCACGUACCCCGCCCAGCAACCUGGCGCUUACCCUGCCCCGCAACCAGCGCAGCCGCCCCCGCCCGGACAGCCAGGAGUUUACGCACCUCAGCCGCAACAACCUGGCUACGCCCAGCAGCCGCCGGGUACCUUUGUGUCACAGGGUCCGGGACAACCACCAGUGCCGCCCGGAACAGCUAUGUAUGUUUCCCAGCCCGGUGUGGUGGUGAUGGGCGUUGACCAGCCGACCCGCAGUCAACACCCCUUCAGGAUGACAUGUCCGACCUGCCAGCAGAACAUCCAGACAACGGUGGAGUAUGAGAUCGGGCUUUUCACGUGGCUCAUGGUCGGAGGAGUCUGUCUCUUCGGAUUUGCGAUACCAUUUGUGUGGCUGGGUUGCUGCUUCAUCCCUCUGUGCAUCAAAGACCUUAAGGACGCCAAACACACCUGUCCUAACUGUAGCACUCAUCUGGGAACAUACAAAAGGGCAAAGUGAGCACUUACUGCCAGGCUGCGUGCUUUGUUUCAUUUUUCGUUUAAAGUGUAAGCAGUAUUUUUACUAAUAUCUGGCCGUGUGAUACUGAUAAAAAAGAAUAAGGACCAUACAAUUUCUUAAGGUUAAAAGGAAAGCAACCUUCUAUAUGCAAGAUAUACUUUUAUCCCAUGAAUUUAAUAAAGAUUUAUUUUAACUUUUUAAAAGGUAAAUGAUUGUAAGGGAAUGGUAAUAUACGCCGCUUAUUACAUGGGAUAUGGUGAUAUUUAGGGUAUUUAGUUUUGCUGUUGAAUGUUAAUUAUAGUGUGUGAAAGAUAAUGAUCAGCUUUUAACUUAGAUAUCUUUGAUAUUAUAAGUUGCAGAAAUAAGAUGCAUCGAUUAGUGUGGACAGUUUCCGUUGUCUUACAAAGAUACAACACAACGUCUUUAAAUUUACGCGAAUCGCGAUCCACGGUCCCGUGAUCGCGACAACAGAAAUGGCCGUACAGAAAUGACCUCUAGCGAGGUAUCGUUGAACAUACACGCCUUACCCUGCGCAUUUCUUGUUAUGUAGAUAAGCAUGAGAAUCAAUAAUACGCUAUGCAAGUCCAGAGGUUGUUUAACAGGUAGAUUAUGAUGCAUCUGUUCACAUUGAAGCAAUGCGGAUAAAGGUACUCGUAUGAAGUUGGAUUAAGUUGUGUGUUAAUUUGAGUUUUUUCAUCUUCCUGAAUUAAAAAGAUAUGAAAAGAA